This is a messenger RNA of Oncorhynchus gorbuscha (pink salmon), 1407 nucleotides long. RefSeq lists its product as uncharacterized. Bases 33 to 995 code for a protein of 320 amino acids. NCBI's taxonomy places the organism in Eukaryota, Metazoa, Chordata, Actinopteri, Salmoniformes, Salmonidae. The transcript is spliced from 2 exons. The record is from RefSeq and is a predicted model, not a curated record.
GGAGAGGAAAGUAGACAGAAAAUCUGAUCACAAUGGAUUACAUCAAGCCAGCAUUUGACAUUCUGUUCGAACAAGUGAGAAAAUCAGGCAGUUUUUACAUGACCUUCUUUGCUCUUUUUCUGUACCACAUUAUGUUUGAUGACCACUUAAAAUGCUCUUGUGAAGAUGGUGUUAAAACAGUGGUUACCCCUCAACACUGUAUCUACUACAUGGUGUUUCCAGCUGUGAUCUUGAUUUUCUUGACUCUCUGGAUGGACAGAGAGUUUCAACGAGUCUUGAGAAUGACAUGCAGAUGCAGAUGUGAUUUGUGUGGAAGACUGUUGGGAUUAUUAAUUAAGGCAGUCUCUAAAGGGUUGCUGUGGGUUGUGUGUGUGCUUUUUGAUGGGGACUGGUACAUGUGCUAUCAAAGACCAACUUAUCCCUGCAGAUACAACCCUGAUAAGACACCAUUCCAAGAAGACCUAGAUAAGCAAACUGAUAUCAAAGUGUUCUCCAUGGUUUACGGCUCUGGACUGGUUCUGUUUCUACUUGUUGGGAAUUCCAUUCUGACUGCAGUACCUUGGAGGGAUAUCUGUUGUAGAUCUUGCAAGGGUGUCAGACCUUAUCACAGGGAACUAUUUGAGGAGAAUAUUUGGGAAGAGACAGAAAUUCUUAUUGAAAAAGACUUAAAGAGAACAGCUCAGGAGAGUGUAGUUCUUAAAAGCAGAGGACUACUACCACCCCUUCCGAAUGCAGCCCAAGGAAACAUACAGGGAGGCAGCGACACCACCCAUCCUGAGGUUAAAGACAGAGUGAUCACCCUUAACAACCUUCAUUUUGACAUUAUAUCUGAUCUAGAUAAUGUUAUAAUUGAUCACAUCAAUACUAUGUACCAGAACCCUGACCCUAUCCCGAACAGGUUUGCAAAUCUAUGUUCUUGUAUAACAAGUGUCUCCUCAGGAAACAUCAGACAGCCACUAACAACUGGAACAGAACUCACUAACAUAAUCCCCUAACGAUGACAUUUUUGCUAACCUUGUAUAAUAAGUGUCUAAUCAGAAAACACCGAACAGGGAGAAGAACUCAGAGACAUACACAGCAGCAACAACUGAAACCAUACAAGAACAACCAUAUUCAAGUAACGAUAACAGAAGAAGUUGCCAGAUGCCACGAACUGAGAAAGGCCCUCCAACUGUGGUGUAAUAUUGGUAAAUGUUAUAAUAUAUAUUUUUCCAUCAAAUGUGUGAAAUGUCACAUAUUUGGUUAUAAUAUGUAAAAUGAUAUGGACAUUAAUACUAUCAUACACUGUAUGUGAACCAUUUGUGAAAACUAGUUUUCAGAGACCCUCUGUUUAUAAGGCAUCUUCUGCCUCACAAUAAACUGUGUUUCUGGUUAAGGUGGCAGCAGUAGUUUGGUACAAUACAACUA